GCAAGAUCAGUCGAUGCUCUUAACCGAUGCCUUAGCAGGAAAAUUUCCUACUGAACCAUCAAUGCUGGAUAAAACUCCUGCUAAGGCUCAAUCUGUGAUUGAUCCACAUUACUCAUCUUCAUACUCUGGCAAGUCUCAUUUGGCGGUACAAGCUAUGGAAGGUCAAGCUGGAGGAAGACCAUCAUUUGAUCAUAAUAGUGGAUCACAUAAUCCUCUUUGUUCUCCUGGACAAAAUGCUGGAGGAAGUUGGAGAUCUAAAGAUACCAUGAAUUCUUUAGCAAGUCGACCUUCAUUGGCAGUUGAAGUUCCCAAGAAUCUGGCAAAUGGUUGGGGUUCUGAUGCUGGACUCAGAAAUGAAGCAACAAAUCUUCCUUCACCUACACCCCAGACUGCUUCAGGUGGGACUAAGAUGCAGGCUUUUGAAAAUAAAUGGUCUCCAACUCCAACCCCUGUCCUAUUGGCUGGCUCUCUCUUAGGAAAUUCACUCCCUGUUGGGCCUGAAAGUCGUUCAAGUUCACAACCUGGAAUGAUAUCAGCUUCUAAAUCAGAUAAUAAUCAAGUACAUGUUCAUGCAGCGUUACCUGCGAUUGCUUCGGGUGUUGACAUUCAGACAGCAGGUGUACACUUGCAAAGUCAGAGUGUCAGUAACCAUACCUCCCGUUCCGAAGGCCAUCAAGGAUGGGGCUCUGGUACGGUUCCAAAGCCUGAAGUACAGACGUGGGGAGGUGCUCAACCUCAAAGGAUAGAACCAAAUAAUCCAGUUACUAUGCCUGCACAGCCAGCUUCCCAUGGUCACUGGGUUGAUACUACAUCCGUCCAGAACUCUGCCUCAUAUAGUAAUGGAAAUCCUAAUGGGGCCUUCUCUACACCGAGCUUUCCAGGCAUGACUACACCUACACCUACACCUACACCUACACCUGAACCAUGGAGACCGCCAAGUUCGAAUAGUCAGUCAAACAUAGCAGCAGCAGCACCAUCCAAUGUACCUUAUGCUGGUUGGGGUAUGCCAGGAAAUCAGAAUAUUAACUGGAGUGGACCUUUACCUGCAAAUGUGAACGUAAACUGGAUGCCUGGACAGGGGCCAGGACCCAGUAAUGCAACUCCAGUAUGGGGUGCUCCUAGCCAGGGACCACCUGCGGCAAAUGCUGUUGGCUGGGUUGCACCUGGUCAAGGACGUUCGCAUGUAAAUGCAAAUGCAGGUUUGGUUGCACCUGGUCAAGGGCCAACGGUGGGAAGUACUAAUCCUGGUUGGGGUUCUUCAUCUGGAAAUCCAGGCACAUGGGGUGGCGAGCAAAGUCGCAAUGGGGAUAGAUUCCACAGCCAGGGCGAUCGUGGAACACAUGGUGGAGAUUCUGGUUAUGGAGGUAAAUCCUGGAACAGACAAUCAUCAUUUAAUGGCAGCGGAAGAGGAGGUUCUUCCAGGCCUCCUGUUGGGGGACAAAGAGGAGUAUGUAAGUUCCACGAGAGUGGACAUUGCAAGAAGGGGGCCUCCUGUGAUUUUAUGCACACUUAA
Molecule: messenger RNA, 1513 nt
Organism: Arachis ipaensis
Lineage: Eukaryota; Viridiplantae; Streptophyta; Magnoliopsida; Fabales; Fabaceae
Source: RefSeq, a predicted model, not a curated record